Molecule: messenger RNA, 1025 nt
Organism: Camellia sinensis
Lineage: Eukaryota; Viridiplantae; Streptophyta; Magnoliopsida; Ericales; Theaceae
Source: RefSeq, a predicted model, not a curated record
CAGAUUUUUUUUUUGUUGGGACCAAACUAUUUCAGAUUGAAGCUCUCUCUCUCACUCACAGAGCAAACGAAGUGGUUGCUGCGAAACCCUAGCCGCAUACAGUGGAUAAAGAGCAAAGCAAUUGCUGCGAAAACCCCAAACAUUUCCAGAGACAAAACAGUGUGGAAAUAGAAUUUCCCAUAAUAAACAGAGACUAGAUCACAUUCUUCAUCACAUCGUUUUCAUCAUUUUAAUGGGUUGAGACUCGAAAGGGCCGAGAAACAUGCCCCCUCAGUCUUCAGGUUGUUUACUUGGAAGUUUUGAUGGCAUGAGUGGAGUCGGAAAAAAAUAAAAUAAAGCCAUCGCGAGGGUACAUGGAGGAGGUGGUUGGACUGGUUGCCACACUCGAGGGCAUGGUCCUGCGGAGGGAGGCACAGUUGUCUGUCGCGGGCAUUCAGAUGCCUUCAUGGUCCGGUCAGCCGCAGACCAGGCCACCUAGGCCUCCUUGGGGAGCUGGGCCAUUUGGGCCUUUUCAGGGAGUUGGGUCACCCGGGCCUUUUCAGGGGGCGGGGCCAUCCCGGCCUUCCCGAGGAGCCGGGCCAUCUAGGCCUUUUCGGGGAGCUCGAGGAGGGCCUGUCCGCAGACGCAGGGCUCACGUUGUGGAGGUGGAGCCUGAUGAGGAGGAGGAGGAUGCUGAGGAUGAGGAGGAGGCUACCGAUCGUCAGUCAGAGACAUCUGCUGAGGAGGGGGGCUCCGGUUUUGGCUCGGGGAAUAGAGGCGAGGCUGAGGGGGAUCCUGAGGAUGACAGCUCCGACUCAGAUGGUGGUGCGGAGAUUGUCCCGCAAAAGAGGAUGAGGCGUGCUUCUCGUUCCCGCUCCCGAGGACUUUGAUGUUGCUAUUUCCUGCUUUAUUUUUCUUUUUGCUAGUAGUUUGUAGCACUUUGCACAUUGUUAGGCAGUUUUAUUUUUUGUAAAACUUGUACCUUUGUUUGUUGUAAAGCAUGAUGAAAUGAAAUAGCUUUUGAAAAAGUGUUUGUGCUUUAAAUU